GUGUCCCUCAGCCUAAUAUAACUUGGUUGAAGAGAGGAGGAUCUCUGAGUGACAAUAUUUCCUUGCUUUUCAAUGAGCCUUUUUGGGAGCCUGGUAACUGGUCACAUUGUUCUGCCACCUGUGGCCACUUGGGAACCCGUGUUCAGAGACCCCAGUGUGUGAUGGUCAAUGGGCAGGAAGUGAGUGAGGCCCUUUGUGACCACCUCCAGAAGCCGCCGGCCAGGUUUCAGCUCUGUAACAUCCGGGACUGCCCCGCGAGGUGGUUCACGAGUGUGUGGUCAGAGUGCUCUGUGUCUUGUGGUGAAGGAUUCCACAGUCGGCAAGUAACAUGCCAGCAGAUGAGAGCCAAUGGAACCGCGCAGGUGGUGUCUCCAAGAACAUGUGCCUCUAAAGACCGGCCUCUGGGAAGAAAACCAUGUUCUCGUCAUCCGUGUGUUCAACAGGUCACUGGACCAGGAAGCCAGACCUCUUCAGCUGAAUUGGUGUGCUGUUGGCUUGCCCAAGCAUCCUCCAAAUUCCUAACAGAAAAACAAUUAUUGAACCAAUUCAAGCUAGGGCCCUCUUCCAGUAAUGUUUGUGGGCUGGGAGACAUUCUCAUGCAGUACAAAUACAUGUUCCAGAAGCCUUGCCCUAGGGAACACGGGCAGAUACCCCCAAAACCCACCUUUAAGAGGAACUGCAUGUCAGGGGCCUGCGAUGUGUGCUGGCGCCCAGGCCCUUGGAGGCCCUGUACAGCAGCCUGUGGCAGGGGCUUCCAGUCUCGGAAAGUCGACUGUGUCCACGCAAGAAGCUGCAAACCUGUGGCUGAGAGAUACUGUGCACAGAAAAAGAAACCAACUUCCUGGCGGCACUGUCUUGGGCCUUCCUGUGAUAGAGUCUGCACAGACACAACUCACUACUGUAUGUUUGUAAAGCAUCUUCAUUUGUGUUCUCUAGACCGCUACAAACAAAGAUGCUGCCAGUCAUGUCAAGAAGGAUAAACCUUUGGAGGGGUCAUGAUGCUGCUGUGAAGAUAAAAGAAAAAUAUAAAAGCUCUUUUCCUCACGUAGCUGGCUCAGAAACAUGUAUUUCUUAAAUAACUCAAGAUUCCAUGAUCAAAGAGAGGUUGAUGCAAAAACAUCAGUUAAAACUUUG
Galeopterus variegatus (Sunda flying lemur) is the source of this 1134-nucleotide messenger RNA. RefSeq names its product ADAMTS-like protein 3. The annotation marks the transcript as partial. Gene Ontology annotation, molecular function: metalloendopeptidase activity. Gene Ontology annotation, cellular component: extracellular matrix. Gene Ontology annotation, biological process: extracellular matrix organization. The record is from RefSeq and is a predicted model, not a curated record. The transcript is spliced from 7 exons. NCBI's taxonomy places the organism in Eukaryota, Metazoa, Chordata, Mammalia, Dermoptera, Cynocephalidae.